Messenger RNA from Megalops cyprinoides (Indo-Pacific tarpon), 1239 nucleotides. It is a transcript of the gene fgl1, whose product is annotated as fibrinogen-like 1. The record is from RefSeq and is a predicted model, not a curated record. The transcript is spliced from 8 exons. Gene Ontology annotation, biological process: negative regulation of T cell activation; regulation of immune response. The coding region runs from base 88 to 1029 and encodes 313 amino acids. Lineage: Eukaryota; Metazoa; Chordata; Actinopteri; Elopiformes; Megalopidae.
AUUUAAGACUGUUAAGGCAUCCUGAACUGAUUGGACCAACGAUUCGUUGCCACAAUACGUUUUUGAAGACAAAGCUAAUGAUCAGCCAUGGGAAAGACUGAAAUGUUGGGACUGAGGCUACUUGCGUUUGGAUUUGUUUUCAUUGUGGAUACUUCAGUUUCGGCUCCAGAUGACUGCCAGCAAGAGACUAUCAGGCUGCGCUCUCAGCUGAUGACUCUGGAGAGUCGAGUAAUGAAACAGCAGCAGCUCAUUCAGCAACUACGAAGCCAGCAGGUGGAGCCUUCUGUCAAGCAGGACAACUUUGUUGACCUAGGGGAGCAAACAGAGUAUGCAGACUGUGCACAGAUCUACAAUGACGGGAAGAAGAGGAGCGGGUUUUACAUGAUCAAACCUCGCAAGGCUCCCUCUAAGAUCAGGGUAUACUGUGACAUGAGUGAGGGGGGUGGCUGGACAGUGCUUCAGAGGCGAUCAGAUGGCAGUGAGCACUUUGACAGGGACUGGAGCGAAUAUAAACAAGGCUUUGGAAACAUGAACUCUGCCAAUGGAGAAUUCUGGUUAGGAAAUGAUAACUUGCACUACUUAACUUCACAGGGUGAUUACAGCCUCAGGAUUAACAUGAUGGACUUUUCGGAUAAUCAACGCUUUGCACUGUACAAAAGUUUCAAAGUUGCAGAUGAAAAGGACUCUUAUCAGCUGCAGUUUGGGGAGUACUCUGGGACUGCAGGGGACUCACUUGCAGGGAGCUACCAUCCUGAGGUGCAAUGGUGGGCCAGUCACCAGGGGAUGAAGUUCAGCACGUAUGACCGCGACAAUGACAGAUACGAACGCAACUGUGCCCGUGAGGACAAGGCCGGCUGGUGGUUUAACAGAUGUCACUCUGCCAAUCUGAAUGGUUACUACUACAAGGGCCCAUACACAGCUGUGACUGACAACGGGAUUGUCUGGUACACAUGGCAUGGAUGGUGGUACUCCUUAAAAUCAGUGGUAAUGAAAAUCAGGCCUGUGGAUUUUGAGCCUAAUGCUGUAUGAAAUUAUUCUGACCACACCUCCAUCAUUACAUAUUUUGAAAACAUCAUUGUCAAUUACAUUUUUUAGUAACACUGGAAGUUAUAACUCCACUUUAUGAUUUUUUUUUAGAUAAAGGAUUCAGAAAUUCAUUAGAAAUUCACAUCAUAUCCAAUCAUGAGCGCGUCACUCAAAUCAUAGCCGAUACCUGAUGUUGUUUUUGUUUUGCUUUGC